Molecule: messenger RNA, 4384 nt
Organism: Amoebophrya sp. A25
Lineage: Eukaryota; Dinophyceae; Syndiniales; Amoebophryaceae
Source: the annotation of a GenBank genome assembly
UCGUUUCCGCUCGUGGUCCGUUAUCUCCUGGUCGUGAUGAGCUACGACAGAGAAUAGCCGAGUUGGAACAGAAAGACGCAGAUACCAGAAUCGAAAACGACAAACUGCAGACCGCAGUGGAAACACUGGAACGUGCCAACGAAGAGCACGUAGCAAUCAUAGACCAACUGCGGUUAGAAGGUAGUGAUAAAAGCGCAAAGUUGAGGAGCGACUACGAAGCGCAGCUAGCUGAGAAAGAAAACCGAUUACAGGAUUUGCUGUUUCAGGUUGGCGAGCAGGCGAAGGCCGCUUUGGAGGAUCCUUCGAGACGAGUAGGCAGUGAUGAGGAAGAAGCAAACCGGAAGAAGGAAUUCGAAGACCUAGAGGAGCAAUUGCGCGACGCCGAUGAGCGCAUUGCUUUUCUUGAGGAGCGUGAACGCACCUUGUCCGCUGACCUGGACAACGAACGCGCAGCUCAUCGAGAGGAUAUGCUCAGACUCGAAAAUGAUGUGGAGACCUUGAACAUGGAGUUGGAGCAGCAACGAAGGAAAGGACAGGAGAUUGAUCUGACAGGAGGAGUAGGGACGCCCUUUCAACAUGCGCCAGGAAUUUCCGCAGACUCACCAGCUACUGCAUCAACGAAGGACCAGACCCCGGCCGACGACCACGAAGCCAUGGUUCGACAGUAUCAGCGGAAAGUUUCAGACCUAGAAGAGGAGAUCCAACGAGGAAAGGAUAGGUUAGCCAAGGCAGAGACUGACUUCGAAACCGCAAAGGGUCAACUAGAAGCUGAGUAUCUAGCAAAGAUGCAAGCUCUGCAACAGAUAACAACCGCAAGAACUCACUCUCUAGAUGAACAACCACCUUCGAGCACGGCCACGGACCCGCGUGCACAUGCGGAAAAUGACAUCAACAUCGACAAUGGCCUUGAACAGCCACAGGCUACUAGAAAUGCCUCAACUUCUUCGAGAAAAAGUGGAGCUUUUGCGCUGCUAGACGAAGACUCGUCUGCGACGCCGUCUCAAGCUUCUACUUUGAGGACUAAUACACCACGUGAGGCGGGUCAUGGUGCAGUAGCAGGUGAAGACAACUACGUUUUCGGAGCUAGUAGCCGCGACGUCCAGGAUUUGAUGUUCCAGGAAGAGAUCUCCCAAAAGCAGAGGCAAAUCAUCGACUUGCAAGUGCAGACACAAGAGUUGCGCAACGAACUGCACGAAAAAGAAGAAACACUUCGAGAAAACGAAGCGACGUAUAUGACGGAGUUGCAGGAACUGAUCCAGAAAAACGCCGCGGACAGAUCCGCAAUAGAGCGCGAAUUCGAAGCGAAGAUAGGACUUCUUACGAGUAAUGUGAAAAUAAAGUCGGACGAGAUAGAGCAAGCGGAGGAGCGACUGUUCAAGCAGAGUGAGGAGAUCGUGAAGCUCAAAUUGAGUUUGGAAGAAGCGAAGGAAGCUCUAGGAAAAGAGAGUUUCAUGGUUGGAGACGCUCUUUCUAUGACGGUCGACGAAAGCAGUAUUUUGAUGAGUCGGAUGACGAGGGGCGGGAACAACAAGACCGGUAAUAGUUUUCUUGGAGGUGGAGGCGCGCUUUAUCCUCCUUCUGGAGAAGGCGAGCAGGCUGCCACGAGGAUUGAAGCAGGUGUACUAGGUGGUGAUCCUGUGCCUCAAGUACAAAUAAUUAGCGCAACUGACGAUGCAGAAGGGGGAACGGAGUCCUCCGAAGUAAGAAAGGGCACUAGCAACGAUGUUCUAGAGUCCAGUCAACCAAUCAGUUCGCAGAGAUCUAAGGAGAUGAAUGGCGGUAGUCCCGACAUUGUAUCUUCCGGAACACCGACGUCUGGCGGCAAGGCGUCGUCUGUCCAAGGAUCAGGUCGCAAGUUCCUCUCCAUCGAUACUGGCGCAGCAGGUCCACGGUUUCGACCGCCACCGCGACCCCUGGGCUCUCCUCGGAGUGCGGGUCCUUCGCCUAGAACACCAAAGUACAAUGCUGAUCGAUUGGCGUUCGAACGCAUGUGCGCGGACAUGGGUAUUGUCACGAGCCGCUCAGCCUCACCCGCACACUCAGCACGACCGGUUGGAAUUGCGGAAGAUGAUGUUCUUAUGGACUAGACGCAACCAAUGACCCAAUGACUUCGAUAUUUUAGAGUAGUUUAUAGAACGGAUGUAGGAUGGACUUGGAUGGAUCGGAUGGACCCCCCUGAUUCUUCCGAUCCUACUUGAAAUGGUGGGAAUUUAAUAACACGAAGACGAAGAGACCCUAGACUGCUCAGCUGAUCCACCGCAUUGAAGCCGCGGAUUGGGUGCCUGCCAUUCGUGCCAACCGUUCCAUUCGUGCCAUGCCAACCGGCCCCCAGAAGCCUUAUCAGCUCUUCUCUUAGUACUUACUUGAUGCUCACUCUUCUAAGAACCUGCUGACCUCUGGCCCUGGUAUUGGACUAGACACAACCGAUGACCCAAUGACGCAGCAUCUGUUAGGAGCUACAGCAGCAUCUUCGAGUACACGUCCGCGAGGUGCUGAAGAAGGAGAAACAGGAGUGAGUACUCACGUGAAGACUCAGGAGGAUGGAGGCAUUGCUGGUGGACUUGCUGACUCAAGUGGAGCAAGUAGUCCGUUGUUGUGGUACUAUUACAAGAAAAAUUCCCUGACCCAGGGUUCAGCGGUGUGCGGUCCUUUUUUGAAAGAGGAGAUGCGCGCAAUCCGAAUGAAGGAGGAGGAUUUUUACUUAUGGUGGUUACUGUAACUUUUUUUUUCGCGCAAUCCGAAUGAAGGAGGAGGAUUUUUACUUAUGGUGGUUACUGUAACUUUUUUUUUCGCGCAAUCCGAAUGAAGGAGGAGGAUUUUUACUUAUGAGAGUGGGAGUUGACCUUAAGCACCCCUUCUGGUUCUAAUUCAUCUCUGUGCUCAAUGAUCAGGGAUUUCUAGUUGUGGUUUUGAAGCUCUCUAUUAUACAUACACUUGUUAUGGCUAGCUUGUUUUUAUUGCUUGUCCUUUUCGUCAUCCGAUUCCUCCAAACGCAUAGAACAUCCUUCUGUCGUCAAGCGGAUGCCCCUGUUCACUUUCUACUUCCCGUUCUCUGUAAAAGAGUCCGAACCUUCGGCAUUACCUCUAAUCUACAAUCGAGACACGAUGGUAAAAACAUCUCGUCACGGAACCACUUGGGUUCCUCUUACUACAGUUUUUCCCGCUACCGAAAGCUACCAAAAUGCUUUCAAAAGCGACACUCAGGAUGCGAUGUCAGUGGAACUUGGUGCCGCGGCAGCAGAGCUCGUGUCUUCGUCGGCAGAGUCUGCUAGUGGAGGACCUUCGAACGCUGCCCUUCUCGAUCCUAGAGCUGACCUCAUAUCGGAGAGCUCAGUGACGGAAAUUGGACAAGCCUUCCAACAAAUCGAGGUUUUGGAAAAACGAGUCUUGGCUCAAAAUGCUGCUCUAGUGCAAGCGAAACGAGUGGUAGCGCAGCAUGAAGAGAGAAUACGGCAGAAGAAUAUGGAGCUGAGUACGGUUGGAGCGAAAUUGCAGCAAAGUAAGAAAGUUCAUCUCGACAUACUUCUUACACUUCAUCAUAGAUGAUUUAGAUGCAUGAUAGUGAUGAUGUGCCAGACCAGUAGUUCCUUCUUAUGACGAGAAGAACAAUGACGAGCUACAACAAUAAUAAUACAGGACAAUCAUGAACAAGACGAUAAGGAUAAUCGUAAUCCCCACUUUUCCUACUCUUUUAUAAACCACCAGGUAAAGAGGUCCAACGCAACAGCGUCGACUAUGCUGGAGGGAACAAGCUGCUUGAUGACUCUGUACAUACGAGCACCGAUGAGGGGUCUUUGUCCUCGUCGUCAAUCCUGAGCGAGGCCUCAUCGGAUGAAGUCCUGCAGAUGUUUGUCUCAACACAGGCGAAGUUGGAGAAGAUCAUCGCAGAAGACGCCAGUUGUCCAGAAGAUGAGGCGAGAGUGAUGCUACUCGGGGAUGUCAUCGCAGCACUGAAAACGAAACUCGCGAUGAGCGGACAGCCUGUGCCGCUUGACGACAGGAGUACAGGGCCUAACCAUGAUGCUGGAGUUGCAAACACGUCUCCUCAUGAUGAAGAAGACGUUGCUUCUCCAAUGUUGUAGUGUCCCAUCUGCAUCUACACCAUCAUUGAAUGCUAACGACUUAAGUAAGUAGAUGAGAAUGCCAGAAGAGUAUCUAGUACUAUGCGCGUACUUCGCUACUUGAAAAUUUUACUCAACAAUCAACACCAUUAUUUUUUUUAGGAUUUGUAGAUUACAACAUCCAAACAAGUUUACUUCGGGAAUACGCUAUGAUAAUUACAUUGAUUUACAUCAAGAAUUGAAAUUGUGGAUAUUGAGACGUCACCUCGCGACGCCGACAUAGUAGUACGCGUUCAAAAUUAGUGAAAAAUGUUAGGAACAUG